Penicillium bovifimosum is the source of this 2364-nucleotide messenger RNA. RefSeq lists its product as uncharacterized. Gene Ontology annotation, cellular component: Golgi apparatus. Bases 1 to 2364 code for a protein of 787 amino acids. Gene Ontology annotation, molecular function: protein binding; GTPase activator activity. Gene Ontology annotation, biological process: intra-Golgi vesicle-mediated transport; endoplasmic reticulum to Golgi vesicle-mediated transport; endocytosis. Lineage: Eukaryota; Fungi; Ascomycota; Eurotiomycetes; Eurotiales; Aspergillaceae. The record is from RefSeq and is a predicted model, not a curated record. The transcript is spliced from 4 exons.
AUGCCUACUGGCAUUAGCAAGCGCCAGCAGGCGCGGAAUGAGAAGACACUGGCGGAGCUGAUCCGCACCGUUCCUGGCAAUGACCGUUGUGCCGAUUGCGAUGCCUUGACCCCAGGAUGGGCAAGCUGGAACAUGGGCAUCUUCCUUUGCAUGCGUUGCGCCGCACUACACCGAAAGCUGGGCACACAUAUUUCCAAGGUCAAGUCCUUGACUAUGGAUACGUGGACAUCGGAGCAGGUUGAUAACAUGAAAUCGCACGGCAACAUUUUAAUGAACAAGAUGAACAACCCCCGGGGAAUCAAGCCGGCAAUUCCCACCGACGUUGACGAGGCCGAUGCGUGUAUGGAACGUUUCAUACGCCAGAAGUAUCAACACCGCUCAUUGGAAAGUGGAAAGCCAAAGCCCCCGAGCAGGGAGGAUUCGAGUUAUUCAAACUACUCCAACCCUAGGCCCAUGUCACCCCCGGAGUCAAGGAAGAGUGACAUUAACAUCUCACCUGAGGGAUCUCCUCCCCCGCUCCCGCCAAAGUCUGGCAAGUUCUUCAAGUUCGGUCUGCGAUCUUCAUCCUCCACCUCGAACCUUCGUCGAUUUGGUGGCAAGUCCAAGGCGCCUUCACCAGCCUCGGACAAGGGAACCUGGUCACCACCGCCACUGCCAACUAGGAGAACGACGGGUCUUGGUGCGCCUGUCGCCGAUGUGACAACGAAUUCUUUCGAAGCGAAAAUGGCGGCCUUGCAGGACAUGGGUUUCACCAAUGACCGCCGAAAUGAAAUGGUUCUGAAGGGACUUCACGAGGAUUUGGACCGAGCAGUUGAAACAUUGGUCAGAUUGGGAGAAGGGAGCAACCCUGUGUCGAGAUCUAGGACCCCAGCCGGGACAAGCACAGCUGCACCCGCAGUGACCCCGAAACCCGAGACGCCCAAGAACCCAUUCCCUGUGAAGACCGACAACACAUUCCCCGAGGUCUCCAACAAUCCAUUUGACCGGGCAGUAUCAAAUCCCAUCCCACAGCAAUCGCAAACACAGCAGCCGCAGAACGCCUCGUACAAUCCAUUCGAUCGACCAAACCCGACGCCGGCAUCCGCACAGCCUUUGGAAUCAUCGUUCCAGAACCUGCAGGUUUCCCAGCCGUUGUUCCCUCACUCUACUGGUGGAUAUCCCAACCAGGCACGCUCCAUUCAACAGUCUGCAUAUCAACAGCCCUAUACGCCCCCACCUACGUCGACAUUCUCACCAACUCCCUUUGUUUCGUCGCCUCAGCCAUUGGACAACAGUUACAAUCCCUUCGACCAGGCAGCGCCGCAGCCACAGGGUGGCUAUGCUGGUCAGACAUAUCCCAACCCGAGUGCGCCGCAGACGAAUCCCUUCUUUACCAGUGUGCCACAAAACCAGUCCAUGCAGCCGCAACAACAGCAAAUGACUCCCUCUAUGCCUCAACGCGCGGAUACCAUGCCGGUCAUGUCAUCCGCCUCACCAUUCGGUACCUCGCCAUUUGCGUCCGCUCCUUCGUAUCAAGGCCAGCAGCAACAGCAGCAGCAACAACAGUCAGCCAACGGUCUUGGAUCUUAUAAUCCCUACAACCAGGGAUCGACACAGAACGCCCCCCAGAACACAGGCGGCUACUCCAGCCAAUUCCAUUCCCACCUGCAACCGCAGCAGCCACUCACUCAUCAGCCCACGGGCAUGGAUAAAAAAAGCAUUCUUUCAUUGUACAAUAUGGGAUCUGCACAGUCUAAUAUCCCAACCAUCCCCGAACACCCUCAACAACCCCAGCCCCCUGCGAUGAACCCUUAUUCCCAAACAAAUAACCCAUACCAAACCAUAUCUCAGCCUCAACAAGCUCCAAACUUCCAACAGCAGAGCCAGCCUCAGCAAGCAAACUUCCAAACCCAAACCCAGAACCAGCAACCUUUCCAACCGCAACCACAGCAAACCGCCGCCCAGCCCACAACAUCCAACAACCCAUUCUUCGGCACACCCUCAACAGGAACCAACACCGCCCCAACAGGCAGCGGCUCCGGUCUUGCCGCGCAAGCAGGCAUCAGCCCGUACCAACAGCAACAAUCCUCAGGACUAGGCAUUACAAACAGCCAACCGACUGGACCCGCUCCAACUACUGCAACGAACAACAGUUCUCCAUUUUCCGGAAUGAGCAGUCCUCCGUUCACAGGAGCGAACAACCUCCCAUUUGCAGGAGCCAACAGCUCCCCUUUUGCGGGAGGGAAGUCUCCGUUCUCGGGCCCGCCUCCUACAAACUCGUACCCGAGACCGCAUAUGAGUCAGCCGAGUAUCGAUGUCGGCGGGCUUCAGAAUGGGCGGCAUAGCCCUGAUGCAUUUGCUAGUUUGAGUGCCAGGCAUGGUUGA